Molecule: messenger RNA, 2829 nt
Organism: Sclerotinia sclerotiorum 1980 UF-70
Lineage: Eukaryota; Fungi; Ascomycota; Leotiomycetes; Helotiales; Sclerotiniaceae
Exons: 5
Coding region: 1-2829 (942 amino acids)
Molecular function (GO): protein binding
Source: RefSeq, a predicted model, not a curated record
AUGGCUGAUGCAGAAUUGCCGGGUAUCAAAGUGACAGAUGGGCGUUUGAAGGGCAGCAAGGAGCAACAACAAGCUAUUGGGUCUCCAACGACCGAAGGGGGGAGACGAGGCUCUGCAACUUCAUCGGAAGACAAUGGGCAUUCCACAAUUCCAAAGAAGUCUCCAAUAAAACUCAUUCGGAAUGGAGUAGCCAACAAAGAAAAUGGAAGUGAUACAGCAUCUGCUCGAACCUCUUCUGCUAUCGACCCUCUCUCGCAUCAUAUACUGAAGCGUACGAAUACUGAGAACACAGUCCCCCAAAAAGUUCGAAAUGCUCCUACCUCAGGGAAUGUUCUUCCAGAGCUCUCGGAGCCGGGGAGUCCUGACACAGGUUCACCUGGUAGGCAAUUGACCCCGGAGAGUCGCAGCGAUAGUAAUCUGGCAAAAGACAGGAAGAAAGGAGUCUCGUUCCUGAAUCGUUUCAAUAUAUUAGGGGGAAGGAAGAAUGAGGAGACAGAGAUGGAUGGCGACGAGGGCGAAUUGGACGAUCGACGCACCGAAGGCAUGAAUGCCCAUGUCUUUUCCUCGGCGAUAGGUGCAAACGGCUAUAUCCCGAGACAUAAGGAGCCACCACGAUAUAUUAAGGUCCGAGCACAUAAUAAGAAGACUAUGGAGUUUAAUCGCAUGUUUUUAGCUCAGGAAUUGAGUGGCACAAAAAUUCUGUCAAAGGAAGAGAAAGUGCAAAGUUCGACGACUUCAGAACACCCUAACAAGUUAUCGAAACCACCAAAGUCAACCGGCGCAGUGUGGGCAGCUGAGUUUAGCAAAGAUGGGAAAUAUUUUGCUGCAGCAGGGAAGGACCGAGUGGUUCGAGUUUGGGCAGUAAUAUCAACCGCGGAGGAGCGGCGAGCACAUGAAUUCGACGAAGAUGGUGAAAAGUUGAGCGCUCCUGUCUUCAAAUCUAAGCCGAUACAGGAAUUCGAGGGCCAUACUAUGGAUGUUUUGGAUCUUAGUUGGAGCAAAAACAAUUUUUUACUGUCUUCUUCGAUGGACAAGACCGUGCGAUUAUGGCAUAUAAGCAGACCGGAAUGUUUGUGCACUUUUAACCACAAGGAUUUUGUUACAUCAAUAGCCUUUCAUCCACGCGACGAUCGCUUUUUCUUGGCUGGGUCACUAGAUUCAAUCCUUCGACUUUGGAGUAUUCCCGACAAAAGUGUUGCCUUUUGGAAUCAAUUACCUGGUCUCAUAACGGCUGUGGCCUUCAGUCCAGAUGGCAAGACAGCUAUUGCUGGUGUUCUUAGUGGCAUCUGUUUGUUCUACGAAACCGAAGGCUUGAAAUACCACACUCAAAUUCAUGUCCGGUCAUCACGAGGGAAAAAUGCAAAGGGAAGCAAAAUCACAGGUAUUCGCACGAUUGUUUAUCCUCCCAAUGAUCCAGAAGGCGAAACAAAAGUUUUGAUCACUUCCAAUGACUCUCGAGUUCGAAUGUACAACCUUCGUGAUAAAGCUCUAGAGAUGAAGUUUAGAAGCCACGAAAAUGCCUACAGUCAAAUUACGGCCCAAUUCAGCGAUGAUGCAAAAUAUGUUAUAUGUGGUAGUGAGGACCACAAAGCUUACAUAUGGUCCCUUGGAGUUACGGAUAAUGAGAGCAAGGAUAAAAGACCUUGUGAGUUUCUUGAGGCUCAUUCCGAGGUUGUCACAGCCGCUGUGAUCGCGCCGAUGAAAUCUAGAAUACUUCUCAGUGGCUCUGGAGAUCCUGUCUACGAUUUGUGCAAUCCACCGCCUGUGACUUUACUGAGUAGAGAGGAAUCAAUCCUUCCCUCGACACCUCGUGCAACUAGUGAAGCAGGAAACCGCGAUUCAAUUACUGUUCCCGUUGAAGAUUUUCAAGAACCUCAGAUCAAAAGGCCUGAACAAUCAUCUGCUUACCUUGCCAGGUCUAAUCACAAUGAUGGCAAUAUUAUAGUAACCGCAGAUUAUCUUGGUCGCAUAAAAGUCUUUCGACAAGACUGCGCCUAUCAGAAACGACGCAAUGACCAAUGGGAAACUUCAUCUCAGUUUUCCAAGAAGAUGCGCGUCCGUAGCAGCAGUAUAAUGACUCGUCAAAGUGGUGGUUCCCUGUCACGUCAAACCUCCAUCUCCCAGAAUUCUAUUUCAGGCCCCCUAACGCAGGCUGACAAUAAUAUCCUCGAUUGGCGGAAGGCAGUUUUCAACGAUAGACCCAAGACCUCCAGCUCUCAUACCAAACCACCUCUCUUCAGUAAUCGGAGUGAUCGUAGCAUCUCGCCCGCCAAAAUUAGUCGAGCGCCUUACUCAUCAUCCUCCUCUGCCAAUCUCGCAAGUGCCUCCCGUCAACUCCAGUAUGGUAGUGUUGUACCAAUAACUACGACAACGAUAAGUGGCGGGAACGGCCCUCCUUCCAUUGCUACAAGUAGCCCCCCUCAAUCAAUCUUCAAAUCACAAUCGCACCAAUCCCUCCCGAGUCAACCGCCAGCCCCAUCCUUCACACUCAAUUCUGCAUCACCUACUCCCAGCGGGGGGGUUUUAAGUGCCCAAAAGACAGAUGCCACAGGAAAAUCUUAUCAAUUUUGGAAUAUCGCGAGUUGGAAAAACAGCUCAACUGCGAACCAAAAUACGAACAAAUUAGGCGCAGAACGUGGUACCACCUCAUCCCGUGGAAAUAGUAUUGUCUCUAAAUUGAGCAGUGAUGCAAAUUCUGAUUUGACAAAUGGAAAUCAAGAUGUAGAAGGCGAGACUAGUGAUGGCAGUGGUCAAACCGCUGCGUGUAAGAAGUGCGGAGGGAAGGACUUCAAAGCUAAAAAGUUUGCAGUGGGUCGCAGCACAGCAUAG